Messenger RNA from Quercus robur (English oak), 2402 nucleotides. Its product is annotated as probable E3 ubiquitin-protein ligase ARI2. NCBI's taxonomy places the organism in Eukaryota, Viridiplantae, Streptophyta, Magnoliopsida, Fagales, Fagaceae. The coding region runs from base 290 to 1888 and encodes 532 amino acids. Gene Ontology annotation, molecular function: zinc ion binding; ubiquitin protein ligase activity; ubiquitin conjugating enzyme binding. The transcript has 7 exons. Gene Ontology annotation, cellular component: ubiquitin ligase complex; cytoplasm. The record is from RefSeq and is a predicted model, not a curated record. Gene Ontology annotation, biological process: protein polyubiquitination; ubiquitin-dependent protein catabolic process; positive regulation of proteasomal ubiquitin-dependent protein catabolic process.
GUACUCUCUCAGCGAAAAAGAAAAAAGAAAAAAAGAGUGGUACUCGGACUUAUCGCCGUUAAUCCAGAGUUUCUGUUUAACCCUCCAUCGCAUAAGCGUAUAAGACCACUUUAACUAAGACUGUACUCUCUCUCUCUCUCUGUCUCUCACAACCUCGGAAACCCAAAAAAAAAAAAAAAAAAACCGACUUUUGGGUUUUUACUUUCCCAGAUAUAUAUAGUAUUUUUUAGUAUAUAUCUGAAAUCAUCGUUGAUCAAACUGUGUCUGUAAUUCUGAGUGGUAAUUUGCAAUGGGGGACUAUUAUAGUAGCGACGAGGAACGCUAUUAUUACGACGACGAUGAUGAUCGAGACGCUUCCGAUGGAUUACCAGACCUUGAAACUGAGGUCUUACUGUCUUCUACUAAGUCUCCGUCCAGUGAGGUAAUCACAAAAGAAUCUCUCUUGAUUGCGCAGAGAGGGGACUUGCGCAGGAUAAUGGAUGUCCUUUCACUGAAGGAACACCAUGCACGGACACUACUCAUUCAUUAUCGUUGGGAUGUUGACAAGGUGAUUGCGGUGUUUGUAGAGAAGGGGAAAGAUAAAUUGUAUGCGGCAGCAGGUGUGACAGUUUUGGAACACAACAAUCUAUCAUCUGAGCUUUCAUCAACAGUUAUGUGCCUUAUUUGCAUGGAGGAAGUAUCUGCAAGUGAUGUGACAACCAUGGAUUGUGGUCACCACUUUUGCAACGCUUGUUGGACAGAGCAUUUUAUUGUGAAGAUAAAUGAGGGUCUGAGUAGGCGUAUUAGGUGCAUGGCACACCAGUGCUAUGCUAUUUGUGAUGAAGCGAAAAUCAGAAGUCUAGUUAGUGCAAGGGAUCCUUACAUGUCAGAGAAAUUUGAUCGUUUUCUGUUGGAAUCAUAUAUUGAAGAUAAUAAACAGGUUAAGUGGUGCCCAAGUGUUCCCCACUGUGGAAAUGCCAUACGUAUUAAGUAUGAUGAGUUAUGUGAGGUUGAAUGUACCUGUGGUCUACAAUUUUGUUUUAGUUGCUUAUCUGAAGCACACUCACCUUGCUCAUGUCUAAUGUGGGAACUCUGGACCAAGAAAUGCCACGAUGAAUCAGAGACAGUUAAUUGGAUGACAGUCCACACAAAGCCAUGCCCCAAAUGUCACAAGCUAGUUGAGAAGAGUGGAGGAUGCAACUUAGUAUGCUGUAUUUGUGGGCAAGCAUUUUGUUGGCUUUGUGGUGGCCCAACUGGUAGGGAACACACGUGGACAAGCAUCAGCGGUCACAGUUGUGGGCAAUACAAAGAAGACCAGGAGAAGAAAACUGAGCGUGCAAAGAGGGACCUACUCCGAUACAUUCACUUCCACAACUUAUUCAAAGCUCAUACAGAUUCUUUUCAGCGUGAAGCUGAGUUGAAGGAAACCAUACAAGAAAAGAUAUCAAUUCUGGAAGACAACCAAUCAACAUUUAAAGAUUUCAGUUGGGUAACAAAUGGACUCUGCAGACUUUUCAGGUCUAGGCGGGUUCUUUCGUAUUCAUACCCAUUUGCAUAUUACAUGUUUGGUGAUGACUUGUUCAAACAUGAAAUGACAAAAAAAGAAAAAGAAAUAAAACAGAACUUGUUCGAGGAACAGCAGCAGCAGCUUCAUGCAAAUGUUGAGAAGCUUUCAUUGUUCAUAGGCGAGCCUUUUGAUAAAUAUCCAGAGAAUAAAGUUGAGGAGCUAAGAAUGAAGGUCAUUAAUCUUUCUGUAAUGAUUGAUGGAAUCUGCAGAAAAUUGUAUGAAUGCAUUGAGAAUGAUUUGCUGGGUUCCAUCCAGCAUGCUCAUCACAGUAUUGCUCCUUACAUGUCAAUGGGCGUGGAGAAAGCAUCAGAACUUUCUAUUUGUUGGGAAAAUGAGGCCUGAUUGCAAUGGAUGUCAAUUCUCUCUCAUGUUUUAAUGGAGGAGGAUUGGAAGAUAUAAAUAAGACGAAAAUGCUUUUCCAAAGCUAUUGACAUAUACAUAUGUAGGAAGAAGAAUGGUAUCUCAUUAAUAACCUUCAUCUGGCUUUGAUAGUUCAAAUUCAGACGCUCUUCUGAGAAGCACGCUAGAAAAUUAACUCUUGGUAACUUUCUCAUUGAUCUCAGCUUGCCUGUGCUCAUGUUACUGAUAGGAGGUAAUUUCUUAUGGGGCCUAUAUAUCUGCAUCUGUAACUUUUAACUGAUCCAUUUUUAUUACUUUGGAUGACCUGUUUCCAUGAGAAUCAGCGUUCUUAUCGCUCUUUUUGAGUUAUAAUUUUUAACCUCGUUGUCUAUCUUUUACAGUUUUUUUAAUUAUCUUUCUCAAUGUACAUAUUCUAUAAAGUGGCUCAUAAGCGGGAAGAUGUGUAUACUUCUUGUUCAAAAAUUUAUAAAUAGGGCUACACGUCAUAUCUUAUAUA